This is a messenger RNA of Neurospora crassa OR74A, 2141 nucleotides long. RefSeq names its product GTP cyclohydrolase 1 (gene gch-1). Gene Ontology annotation, biological process: tetrahydrobiopterin biosynthetic process; tetrahydrofolate biosynthetic process. Gene Ontology annotation, molecular function: zinc ion binding; GTP cyclohydrolase I activity; GTP binding. The transcript has a single exon. The record is from RefSeq and is a predicted model, not a curated record. The coding region runs from base 539 to 1480 and encodes 313 amino acids. NCBI's taxonomy places the organism in Eukaryota, Fungi, Ascomycota, Sordariomycetes, Sordariales, Sordariaceae. Gene Ontology annotation, cellular component: cytoplasm.
CAAAACUCCAAAAGUGAAACAAAACCGAAUCGAUUCCACACAGAAUUGAACCCCGAACAAGCCCGCCCCAUUUCGUCCCCAGAAUCAGUCCAGAACGCAGGCUUUGCCCUUGCAGAAAAGUUGACGUCAACGGCGAUAAGAUAAGACUAACAGGCCUGGUUGGGUCUAGCGCGUCUAGAUUCCCCAAAACUGUUGGUUUGCCCUCCUGCAAUCGGCGCUCAAAAUUUCCACUCCUCCGCCUGCCUAGACCAAGUCCCCGGUUUUAUUUUCCCCUUCACUUCCCUGGACCGACGAAACAUUGGGGUUGCCGCACAAGAGUCAGUCAGGACUUUGCUUGACCACUCACCCACCCAUUCAUAGCUGUUCGGAAUUCAUUGCAAGAGUCAGUCAGUCACCCGACUCUCUCGCAAUUGAUCUUCUGGUCUUUUCUUCGUUUCUUCCCUCUACUACGCAGCCAAUUCCUACCGAAACAUCAUUUUAUACCACCCUAUUCUUACCACCCAUCACCUCCCACGUACUACUUACACAUACAUACACAAUGGCUCAAGAGACGACGCGCGACGGCUCCGACAGCCCCUCGGGCUCCGUCAGUCCCCCCAUCGCCAACGGCACCAACAACAAGAAGGACAAGAAGAGCAGCAAGAAGCGCGCCCACUCCAGCGGCGAGAGGCGAUCCAGCGUCAGCAAGCCCGCCCGCGACCCCUCGGACAAGCCCGAAGAGUCGCCCUCCAAGAAGAAGAAGAGAAAGACCACCUCCUCCACCGCCGCCGCCGCCGUCCCCUCCACCAUCACCGAAGAAGUCUCCCCAUCCACCUCCGUGACCCGCUCUCCUUCGCCCGUCAUCGACUUUGACGGCCUAAGUCGCCCUUCGCGUGGCACCCGCGAGCGUCUGGAGGAAACCGAAGCCCAAAAGCAGGAGCGCCUCGACAAGAUGAAGGGCGCCGUCCGGACCCUGCUCGAAUGCAUCGGCGAGGACCCGGACCGCGAAGGUCUCCUCGCCACGCCCGAGCGCUACGCCAAGGCCAUGCUCUUCCUGACCAAGGGCUACCAGGAGAAUGUGCGCGACAUUGUCAACGGGGCCAUCUUCCAGGAGGGCCACAACGAGAUGGUGAUUGUCAAGGACAUUGAGGUCUUUUCCAUGUGCGAGCACCACCUGGUUCCCUUCACGGGCAAGAUGCAUAUCGGGUACAUCCCCAGCAACGCGGUGAUUGGCAUUAGCAAGCUGCCGCGGAUUGCGGAGCUGUUUGCGCGCCGGCUGCAGAUCCAGGAGCGGUUGACCAAGGAGGUGGCGAAUGCCAUUAUGGAAAUCCUCAAGCCGCAGGGUGUCGCGGUCGUCAUGGAGAGCAGCCAUUUGUGCAUGGUCAUGAGAGGCGUUCAGAAGACCACGAGCAGUACCAUUACCAGCUGUGUGUUGGGGUGCUUUGAGUCGAGGGAGAAGACGAGGCUCGAGUUCUUGAGCUUGAUUGGCGUCAACCGCUAAACGUGCUUUCCUAACGAGCAGGUCGUGCUUCCAUCGGACAUAACCCUUUAGUCGAGCGCGGCCAGGUCUAGCUGGGGACACUGGUUUCAACAAAAGAUAAGGGAAGAGGGAAAAGGAAAAGGGAAAAAGGAGGAAAAGUACAAACAGGGAACUGGAUCUUUACAUACCCACACAGGGAUCUGCCUCAACGGCAUGCCAAUUUUCUUCACAUAUUUCUUUCAAGCAUGCAAACAUUUUGCAUCAAUCUGGCGUUCAAGGGGGGCUUCAACCGGGCAAAUUCAUAUAACAGCGAGGAUCUCAACAUCAAGGCGGGGGGCGGCGAGAAAUCUACUUCUUCAGAAAAAAACACAGUAUGGCAUGUUUGUCUAUAUAAUCUCUCAUUAUAUCCCCUUUUGGCGUUCGCUAUGUUGCUUGCUUCCAACCUUAAUGCAUCAACAUUCCUCUCAGUCCAUGCUUAACUUUUUCGGGGGCGAUUUGGUUUGGAGGAGAAAGACAACAAGAAAGAGACUGGAAGGGAAGGUCCAACUCUACCAUCGCCUGGGUAAAUGUAGAGCUUUAGACACAGGUAGAUAUUUUCAGCUCAUAAUUUUCAAGGUUCGUCUCAUAGGACUGGCAUGAGAUGGACUUAUCACAUCCAGCUUUGUCCUUUUUGAUCUCGGUA